Molecule: messenger RNA, 1758 nt
Organism: Tetrahymena thermophila SB210
Lineage: Eukaryota; Ciliophora; Oligohymenophorea; Hymenostomatida; Tetrahymenidae
Exons: 1
Source: RefSeq, a predicted model, not a curated record
AUGGAACUAUAAGAGUUAUAUACAUCAUUCUUACCUAAAAAAGCUAAGAAUGAUAAUAGAUAGGUUCCAGCACCUUCUCAAAUGUACCUUUCUUCUAAUAUGCAAAAAUUAAAACUUUUAAAAAUGGAAAAAGAUAGAAAGAAAUCGUAUAAUAGCCAUUUACAAAAUAAUUCAAAAGAUAUUGAGGAAAGUUAUAAUGUUUCUCUAAACUAAUUUUAAAAAAAGAAAGAUGAUAUUAAAAGAUCGAAGAGCUUCAAUUAAAGUCCAAUAAAAUAGGAUGAUAAUAAUGAAAGAUAAACAUAAACUAAGAAUAGUCAAAAUAUACCCUUCGAACAAUACAUGAAUAUGAAAAUGCUUUUUUAAAAAAAUCAAUAAAAUGAAAAGAAUCCUUAGUAAAAUAUAUUUCAAAAUAGUUUUCUUUAAAAAAUAAAUACCAAAGAGGACGAUAAUAAAAUUCCCUCACAUCAUGAAUAAUCCAUUCAAAAAGAUAAGAUAUAUUCCCAUAAAUAAUCAAAUUUAAGCUCUAGAAAUAUGUAUCAGUAGUCUAUAGUUGUUUUAGAUUAUGCAAAGCAGAAUGAAGAAUAAAAUUAAUGCUAAUAAAAUUCUUAAAAUUUUUCUUAAAUAGUUAAAAUUCAAGAAAUUGAAAACUAAAAAAGUAAAUAGUUAGACCAAGAACAUAACAGUUAUAACAGUAUGGGGAGAUAAUCCCUAGAUUAUUCUUAGUAUCAAAAAGAAAUAGAAUAAUACAAAUAGCUAGAGAGGAAAUGUUUAAAUUAAAGAGAAAAUAGUCCUAUGAAUAUAUACUUUUAAUAAUAUAGCAAAAGUUAGUAAAGUCAUUAUGAUAAAUAUUUUCCUCACUAUCAAAUAAAGAUUAAAAUUCCUAGUGAAAAUAGUCCAGAAUAAAAACUAGGUGAGGUAAUGGGAGGUAAAAUGAGAAGCUAUGUUCCUUCAGAAUUAAAAGGCUUAGAUGCUGACUCCCGCUUACAAAUCUCUAGUAGAGAAAAAAAAGAUCCAUUAGUAGCUUAAAAAUUUAUAGUUAAUAGUAAAAUUAUACAAAACACCAAUUUGAUAAAUCAAAAUAAUUUUUAAGAGUGUUAUGAAAACCCAAGUUCAUAUUAAAUUUAAAAUAACCAAAAUAUUUAUCAAACAAGUGAGUUGCUUUAAUAUUAAAAAAGAGGAAAGAGUUCGAUAUGUUAAAGAGCAAAUAAAAUUAUAAAUGUCUAACAACCAAUAAGCUCCAAAGUAAUAAAACCUCCUCUUUCUGUGUAAGCUCACUUAAAUAAAGAUAAUGUUGUGUUUUAAAACCUCUAAGAAACUACUGUUAAUGGCGAAAAAUAAACAUAUAUAAUUCCUCUUCAACAAAAUUACAGUGUUUGUUUAAACGAAAUAGAUAGGAUAAAAGCAAGAAGGAAAUUACUAUUUUCUAAAAGAGGAGUAUCUUCAAAUGGUGAUUUAUAGCCUUUUAGUAAGGAAGAGUCAAAAAUUUAGUUCAUAAACAAAAUUGAAUAAUAAAGAUUAACACCUAAAAAUUAGAUUGAUAAUUUUUUCAGCAAUGCUAACCAAAUAAGGUAUAUAGAUAAUUAGAAUAGAAAUAAAUAUUCAGAAAUACAAAAUACAAUUUAAAAUAAUAACAACAGUUUUGGCUAAACUUUAAUUCAAAAAAAUUUUUAAAACACAUCUUAUUUUGAGAAUAAUGAUAAUUAAAAUUUACAAUAAUUGAAUACAAAGAAAAGAAAACAUAUAAAAUCAUAAGUAUGA